AAGUGGAGGUGGUGUACGGAAGUAGCAUGGGAUUUUAUUACUAAGCAACAGAGAACCGGCGAAUUGGUAAAACACGAUUAAAUUACGCCAUGGACUUUAACCGCAUCCGUAGAACAAAUGCCAAAUAAGCCUUCGAUUAGACUCUGCAUUCCGCAGCUCUUCUAGUGAUACAGUGAGAAGUAAUUUUCUGCAUGAGUUCCAGCAGGUUGCUUUGGGAUGAAUAACGUUACAUUUAAAGACGCCCCUUUGGCUGCGACAGAAAUGCAUGCGAAUGAUCACCAAAAUCACGACUCUCACUGUGGAACCGAUGUGGCCCGUGCACGAUGGGCUCUUCUGCGACAGGUGCUGAAACAGAAGCAGCUCGACAGUCAAGAUGUUCAGCAGGUGUCAGUGCGGAGAUUCUCCUCCUUUAACCUGUUCUCCAGGAGCAGAGGGACUCCCCCAGAGACCGAGGACCCUUCUGACGGCCAGUGGGUGGAGUACAGAAGUGCAAUCUUUCCCCAGUACAGUGCCUUACUCAGAGACAAUCUUGGCCCCAUUAGAGUGGAUGAGGUUCUCAGCAGCUUUGACAACACGGGAAAUGUCUGUGUCUGGCCUUCAGAAGAGGUGAUGGCCUACUACUGCCUGAAGAAACGCCACAUGUUUACGGGUUCCUCGGUCUGUGAGCUGGGUGGAGGAAUGACAUGUCUCGCCGGCCUCAUGAUUGCGGUUUGUGCUGAUGUGAAGGAAGUGCUGCUAUCUGAUGGAAACGAGAAGGCAAUUCAGAAUGUGCGCAGCGUAAUUGAGAGAAACAGACGAGAAGGGCUCUUCCUGUCUACCAACGUGUCAAGCAGGGUGGUGAGAUGGGACAAUGAGGCUGAUGUGUCUUCUCUGGAGAGUCGCUUUGACGUGGUGAUGUGCGCUGACUGUCUGUUUCUUGACCAGUACAGAGGCAGUCUGGUUGAUGCACUAAGAAGAUUACUGCGACCUGAUGGCACGGCUCUAGUAUUUGCCCCUACCAGAGGAGACACACUGGCAGAAUUCAGCCGACUGGCAGAGAGCGUAGGCCUGAGAGUGUGCCGCUACGAUAACUACGACUCACACUUGUGGGACCUUCAUCUAAAGAUGCAGCAAGAGGGAAAGGAGGUGUACGAUGAGAACAUCCACUAUCCUCUUCUACUGACUCUUACUCAUGGGUCCAGUCCAGCCCUGAUCUGACCUGAUCACCACUGGGCAAAGCCAUCUCAUGCCAGGCUGCCUUCCUGUACCGCCCACCCCGCCUGUGCCACUGUGUGUGUGGUUGUAUGUGUGUGUGUGUGCGUAUGUCUGUGUGUAUGUGUGAGCACCAGGGCUAAGCGGCCACUUAUCACACUCCUCAACUUUUUUUAACUACCGCGUGUGUGUGUGUGUGUGUGUAUGCUUUGAAAAACAAACUAUGUAUGUAGGUGAGUCACUGUGUGUGUUUGACCUGUUUACUGUGCAACACCAGUGUGAAAUGCGUUCAAUGGGAAGGGAGAACACAUCCCUCCCUCUCAUAAUAAAAAAAGAAGCUGUGGAUGUGAUGCUCAGAUAUGAACUCAUUCAAUGCCUGUGAGGAUGCGUGAUAUCAGAGAUGAUGAUGAUUCAGGGCAGAACCUUAUGAUUUUAUGAGUUUGACACUGGAGGCUGAUACGGCUAAUCAGGUUGGCCUCGUAAAUGAGGCCGUCUUGGUCAUGAGAUCUAGUUAUUGUAAUGAUACCAGCUCUCAGUUCACCGUUAGCCACUGAUUCUGUAUUUACACUCAGAGGUUGACUCUGACACCAAAGGUUAGGAGGGUUGAGAUGGAUUCUGCUGCUGCGCUGAAUGUUAUUUGCUUCACUGUGAAUUUCUCUCACAUCGAAAACUGAAAAGAUAUGACAGAUCAGGCCAGAAUUGCUGAACUGAUGUCUUGACUGUGUCACUACACACUGCUUUACUGGUAAGACCCGCAGCACUGUUCUUCUUUAAAGAUAUAUUUCACCACAGAUAUGAUAAAUAUGGUGUCUUUUACUCAUUGCCUGUUUAGGUCAGCAAUUAAGAAUGCAUUCAAACAAACAAUAAAAGGUAACACUUUACAAUAUGGUUAUAUUAAUUAAUUUUAGUUUUACGAACACUGAAAAAUAAAUUUAUUACUGUAUUUGUCAAAGGCACCUAUGAAUAAAAUCAUCUUUUGAAAGAUGUUUGGACAAUUGUGUAUAGGUAUGAUGCGUCCACAGUCAUACUGCGGUGAUUUAAAGACAUUACAUCUGGGUUUUUUUUAUUCCUUUCCCAUCCAAAUGCAUCUUGAUAACUGGUCUCGAUAGAGCCCCACUAUCUCUUUAAAAUGAAUUUGGUUUUCUUUUUAUCUUGGUAGAAUGAAUGUGCUGUUUUCCAUGCAAUUAAAGUAGAUAAAGACUGUAUGCAGGAUUGUUAAGAGCAGUGAUGCCCAAACUUUUUGUUAUUAGGGGCCAAAUACCAAUCUUGAUUGAGAGUUGUGGGCCGAAGGUAUUUCAAGCUGUAUAACAAAAUUACCAUUGAUAAUAUCCAUUAAUAGAAAACAUGAUCAGAUUAAGCAAUG
Messenger RNA from Danio rerio (zebrafish), 2554 nucleotides. The record is from RefSeq and is a predicted model, not a curated record. NCBI's taxonomy places the organism in Eukaryota, Metazoa, Chordata, Actinopteri, Cypriniformes, Danionidae.